UAUUUGUCGAAUUUUACGUUAUCAGCGUCACUUAAUGACACGUUCGUCGAUUGGGAUCGUAAACGAGUGUAGUGAAGUUUCUCUUCAAAACGAAAAACGUUACAAAUAGAGGCGCGUCACAAGGAAAAACUCGAUCUGGCACGAGAACGAAAAGGAAGACGCGCCCGUGCGCACCAAUGGCGGCCACCGACCCUUAUUUACUGAAGUCAAAAUGGCUGCCCUUCGGUGUUUCACACGUUCGAAACUUUCAAAUAUAAUUCUUUGUUCUUGUGACGAAUAUAUUUCAUUGAAUAGAGAUAUACCGAUUAUUACGCAGAAAAGAUGGGGAAAGUAUAAAACUUCACCUCAAUAUACUGAAUCUUCCAAAUUUACGGAUUAUGAAGUAACAAAAGAUCCUCAAGAAUGGGAAUAUGUAGAACGUUUAUUUAAAUCAAAAUCUAUACCUAUACCUUCCUUAGAAAAUAAAGAAUAUCCAUCCGGAUGGAAACCACCAGUUUCUAAACCACAAGAAUAUCCUUAUUAUAUACAACGUACAAAAAACUAUAUGCAACCUGUCUAUCUUGAAAUUUUUCAUCGAGGGUUACGAAGAAUAACUACUGUUCGUAAAAUUCAUGGAAAUAUCUGGAUAUUAGAAACUGAAUUAAAGGAAUAUUUAGAAAAAAAUGUAAAAAAACCUGUUGGUGUUCGUACUAAUGAACUAUCUGGUGAAAUUCAAUUCAGAGGAGAUUAUGUAAAUCUCAUUAAAGUAUGGAUGAAUGAAAAAGGAUUUUAGAUAAUAUAAAAUCUUAUAAUGUAAUACUUUUUGUAAAUAUAAAGAGAACAUUUUAUUAUAAUUAUUUAUUAAAACUCGAAAAUAAAUAAUGAAAAUAAUUAUAUUUUUUGAUUCAGAAUAUUUGUUGUUAUAUAAAUACUCAUAUAAUGUGUGUGAAAUGUAGAAAUUUAUCAUAGUAAUUGAAAAAUCAACAACUUCAUUUUUGUAAAAAUAUGCAUUAUAUUUAAAACUAUAGUUCACACAAAUUAGUAUAUGGAAGAUGAAUUAUAGUACGUGUAGCAGCAUACUUAAGUGCUAAAUGUAUUUAUAAUUUUCUGUUUCUAUCAAAAAU
Messenger RNA from Apis florea (little honeybee), 1103 nucleotides. RefSeq names its product mitochondrial ribosomal protein L49 (gene mRpL49). Gene Ontology annotation, molecular function: structural constituent of ribosome. Gene Ontology annotation, biological process: translation. The record is from RefSeq and is a predicted model, not a curated record. Gene Ontology annotation, cellular component: mitochondrial large ribosomal subunit; ribosome. NCBI's taxonomy places the organism in Eukaryota, Metazoa, Arthropoda, Insecta, Hymenoptera, Apidae.